AUGAACGUGAUUUUUGAAUUAAUUAAAAAUGGAAUAAGGGUAUUUGGAAUAAAAAUUGGAUCUUUUUCAAAUGACAAUUUUGAAGAAUUGAGCAGUCUUAUUUACGAUGAAUAUUCCGGAUUUCAUAUAGUUGAGGGAUUUAAUAUUGCUGAAAGUGAAUCCUUUUUGAUAGUUUCUAAAGAAUCUUUUUUUCAAAACUAUGAAGUUAAAAGCAACUCCUUUAAUCUUUCUGAGUGCAAUGGAGAAAUUAAAAAGGAUAAAGGAAGAACGAAUUUGAACCAAAAUAAUGAAAAUUUAUUUAAAACCCCCAAAUUUAGUGAUUUGAAAUCCACUCAAACACAUGAAAUUGGAAGCGCAAUAGCAUGCAAUACCCCCACAAAAACUUCAUGUAACGCGGAUAUAAAUAUAGUUGAAAAGGAGGGAUUUUUUAUAAAUUCAUUGUUUGAAGAUACAAAUGAAUCCUAUUUUUUAAAAGAAUUGAUAGGCCUUGAUCGAGAAAAAUGCGAAUUAACUGACUAUGAAGAAAGCUUAUUUAAAAUUCAAGAUUACAGCGCUACUCCGAAAUUUCCAGAUUCAAAAUAUACACAAAAGUUUAAAAAUGAUGGAAUUUAUUUAACUUCAGAUAGUUUUGAUUUUUAUUUUGAUGAUAAAAUACGUUUGAACGAUGACUUUAAAAAGUCUGAUUUGUUACUACUUCUGAGACUGAAAAGAAAGAAACUCGCCAUGUUAGAGACCCAAUUGAAAAGAAAUUUGAAAUUACUGGAUUUUAGUGAUUCUUCUGAUACUAGGAGCCUAUUUAUUGAUAAUUUCAGCUCAAUAGAAAAAAUAGCCAAAUGCCCUGCCCAACUUUACUUCAUAAAAAGAAGAAUUGAUAAUAUAAAAGAAAAUAUUGAGAAUACAGAAAGAGACAUUGCCAUGUUGAAAGAAAAUACUUCUGAAACUUAUUAG
Molecule: messenger RNA, 948 nt
Organism: Cryptosporidium ubiquitum
Lineage: Eukaryota; Apicomplexa; Conoidasida; Eucoccidiorida; Cryptosporidiidae
Exons: 1
Coding region: 1-948 (315 amino acids)
Source: RefSeq, a predicted model, not a curated record